CUCACGUCUCCGGCCCGGCUUUUCCAGCAUUGCUCAGCCUGGGCGGGAGAAACAGCCAGCUCAGCCCGACCCGCCUCUCCCCAGACACCGCCGCAGCGCCGUGCAGCGUCCCCCGCGGCGGCGGCGGCAGCCCGGUGACCGUGGGAACAGCAGCAGCAGCAGCCGGAGAAGGCAGCGGCGACGGGGACGCAGGGAGACCGGAGCCCCCAGCCGGUAGCGACCCGAGAGGCACCGCAGCAGCCGCCGCCGCCGCCGGCUCCCUCACCUGCCGCAGCUUGGAAACCGGCGCAAUAGCUUGUGCCAUUCAGAUACCGUUGAGAGCCGCUGGAAUUGGGCAGCCGCUGGAGUUCAGCUUCUCCUUCCCCGCAAGGUCUAACUGUAUAGAAUGGCACCUGGUAUAACAGCUGAGAAGAAGACUGAGGAUGAACAGUCAUCAAAAAACAACUUAAUUCAUCUCUCCAAUCCUCACCUUGAGAAAAUGAAAGAUGAUAUCCUGUACCAUUUUGCUCUUGGGACUAGCACCCAUGAUUUUCCUGCCUUAUUUGGAGAUGUAAAGUUUGUAUGUGUUGGAGGAAGCCCUUCACGGAUGAAAGGUUUUAUCGCCUACAUAGCUGAAGAGCUCGGACUUGGGAGCGUUGGUGCUGACUAUCCCAACAUCUGUGAAGGAACUGACCGUUACGCGAUGUACAAAGUAGGACCUGUGUUAUCAGUCAGUCAUGGUAUGGGCAUUCCCUCUAUUGCAAUCAUGUUACAUGAGUUGAUGAAGCUGUUGUAUCACUCCAAGUGUUCCAACAUAACCAUUAUUCGCAUUGGCACCUCUGGUGGAAUAGGUCUGGAGCCAGGCUCAGUGGUAAUAACUAGUCAAUCAGUAGAUGCUACCUUCAAGCCUCAAUUUGAACAGGUUAUCCUAGGAAAGACUAUAAUUCGUAGUACCAACCUAGAUGACCAACUAGCCAAGGAACUGAUGCAGUGCAGUAAGGAGAUAAAUCAAUUCAAUACAGUCAUUGGAAAUACUAUGUGCACUUUGGAUUUCUAUGAAGGCCAAGCCCGUCUGGAUGGUGCAAUCUGCUUAUAUACUGAAGAAGAGAAAUUGCAGUAUUUGAAGGCAGCUUAUGAUGCUGGAGUCCGAAACAUUGAGAUGGAAUCUUCAGUUUUUGCUGCUAUUUGUAAUCUUAGUGGUGUCAGAGCUGCUGUGGUGUGUGUCACACUUCUGAAUCGACUUGAAGGGGAUCAGAUUAGCAGCUCGCAUGAUGUACUUGUGGACUAUCAGCAGAGACCGCUGAAAUUAGUGGGACACUUUAUUAAGAAGUGCCUUGGGAAAGAGUGAUGUACCCACCCUUUGCUGAUUAUUAGCAGAAGGUCCAGAGCAAGCAAGGAGCCACAUCACUAAACAAACCAAAAAUUACAAGCCAGAGUAAGGCAAACCAAACAUCUCACCAUUCCUCACUUUUCCAUGGGAAGCUGCAAUAGAACUUUCUUUGCAAUACUGCAUUGCAAACACAAGAGGGUGCUACAGAACCUUAUACAUAUGACUUACAAGGCUUACCUGCUAUUUCUCUCCCAUGAUCUAACCUGAAAUCCAACAACAGCUGUGUUUGCUCCUGGUUCUAAAAACAUUUUCCAAGGAUAAGAACUACCCAGUCUCUGCUUAUGAAGCUGAGUGGACAGCGGAAGGAAGAAGUCAUGCUGCAGCAUGCACCUGACCCUGCCGUCAAGGUCUCCCUCGUUAUCUUCCCCCUAGGUUUUACACAUUAAAGCCCUUCAUUGAGCCAAUGUACUCAACAUACUGCUGCCACCAUGUCACGGUUCCUCCCCCACUCUGAACUCUAGGGUACAGAUGUGGGGACCUGCAUGAAAAACCUCCUAAGCUUAUCUUUACCAGCUUAGGUCAAAACUUCCCCAAGGUACAAAAUAUUCGACCCGUUGUCCUUGGAUUGGCCACUACCACCACCAAACUAAUACUGGUUACUGGGGAAGAGCUGUUUGGACACAUCUUUCCCCCCAAAAUACUUCCCAAAACCUUGCACCCCACUUCCUGGACAAGGUUUGGUAAAAAGCCUCACCAAUUGCAUAGGUGACCACAGACCCAAACCCGUGGAUCUGAGAACAAUGAAAAAGCAUUCAGUUUUCUUACAAGAUGACUUUUAAUAAAAAUAGAAGUAAAUAGAAAUAAAGAAAUCCCCCCUGUAAAAUCAGGAUGGUAGAUAUCUUACAGGGUAAUUAGAUUCAAAAACAUAGAGAACCCCUCUAGGCAAAAACCUUAAGUUACAAAAAAGAUACACAGACAGAAAUAGUUAUUCUAUUCAGCACAAUUCUUUUCUCAGCCAUUUAAAGAAAUCAUAAUCUAACACAUACCUAGCUAGAUUACUUACUAAAAGUUCUAAGACUCCAUUCCUGGUCUAUCCCCGGCAAAAACCAGCAUAUAGACAGACACACAGACCCUUUGUUUCUCUCCAUCCUCCCAGCUUUUGAAAGUAUCUUGUCUCCUCAUUGGUCAUUUUAGUCAGGUGCCAGCAAGGUUACCUUUAGUUUCUUAACCCUUUACAGGUGAGAGGAGCUUUCCCCUGGCCAGGAGGGAUUUCAAAGGGGUUUACCCUUCCCUUUAUAUUUAUGACACUCCCCUUCUAACAGAUCCAUCCCUUAGGCUUCCACAUUCUCUACCACAUGCUGUAUCAAUUUGCUGCAGUUGCAGAGGAGCAGUAUCGAGGGUGAGGUCUGUUCUUAAAGGCCCGGGGAGCUUGUACUUACCAGUGAAGUUAAUUCACAUGCCACAGCAGCAAGAUCCUGAUGUGAGCUGAUGGCAGUUUGCUCGGCCCUCUGCAGCCCACAGCCCUCCUUCCAAAUUGGAGGAUGGCCUUGGUCUCUGCAGCCACACCCUCACACAACAAUGGCAGAUACUCCCUACAGGAAGGAGGCACAGAAUCAGUAUGCAGGAGGAGGCAGGGGAUACACUGGCUGAUAGAAGGUCUGGCUUAGAGGAUCAAUUGAAUAAAGGAAUGAGGAGAGGGCGAUGUCAAAUGAUCAACUGAUUGGUGGGGUCUUGGGAGGCAAAAAAUUAAUGGGAUGGGAAUGGCUGUGAGGAUGGGUUUCCUGGGAGCACAUGGGAGGCCCUAGGGCAAAGAACAAGACAAAGGGUAGGGACGUCAGGGGAAAAAUAAAAGAACAUGGGACUGGGUGCAAGCAGGAAGACACUUAAAAGGAUAGAAAGGGUUGGGGGGGGGGUGUUUCCUAUUUUCCACUACUUUGCACAUUGUGUAGUCAGCCAGUCACCAGUCACUAUGAGUGAGUGAAGAAUUCUGAUCUGGUAACAUUUCACACCCACUUAGCACAGGUGUAAAAGCCAAUUCAAGAGUCAAGCCAAUGGAGGAUCAGGAUCAGGGAUUAGAUUGAACAAGAGAAAGUAAGCAAAGGAACAAAUAUAAAAUGAGAUGAGGGCUCAGAGAAAAGUGAGGUCAAUCAAGAGUGAGUGAGAUGGAAGAGAAGCGAUUUGGAGGGGCAAUGUGAAUGAAAGUGAUCUGCAAGAAACACAGACAGAGGAAAAGGGACAGACAGAUAAGAAAGGGAAAAAUGAGUGAAGAAAGUUUUCUGGGGAAGAAUAAAAUGAUGGGAGACACAAUUUCAAGUUUUAAUGAACACAGAUUAGUGGCAAAAUAUUAUAUAAUCAAACACUGGUGUGGUGCUUGUGGGAUGAGUGGGGAAUGGGAACAAGGCAUGAGAAUCUGUUGUUCCUACCAAACAUAUGAAAAACCAGCCAAAAAAACCCACAUUUUACUGAAAAAAAAUCAAAAAGAGGACACAAACAAGUGUUGACACUGCAUUCUACAGGAGUUUUGAAUAUGGUUUAGUGUCUGAUAGGCAAAAUUGUGUUUGAGGGAGUUUAAGUGAAAAAUACAUAAAUGUCCACUAGGUGGCAGCUGCCAAAAUCUUACUGAAAAAAUGUCCUUUACACAAAACCGGUUACAGUAGAGUAGAUGCUCCUUCCUAGCAACAAAUCAGUGGCCUUUUGCUAUGUCCUAAGCAGCUGUUGUUGUUAAGGGGAGUGUCGUCUGACCAAAGGCGUAUGAAGAGUUAAGGGUGUUUCGGAAGGGGUGGGGCAGCCAGGUUGUGGAUGGGGAGUUGGGGUGAGUGCAGGGAACCCCAAGUUUGGGGGAAAUGGGUCAGGGAAACCCCCAGUCAGCAAAACAUCUGAGAGAGCCUGGCUGCCAGGGCAGGCUGAGGGUGCUUCCACUGGUAGCUUUAUGCUCCACCAUGAGGAGGGAUUGAUGGCUGGGGAGGGUACCAUAUGCACCCUGCAAUGGAGGGCCGGGUGGCUCCUAGCACAGACAGCAGAGAUGGGAGGGGGAAAAGGGGGUAGAUCAGUGCCCUAAGGAGGGGGAUCCCUGAUCCCUCACUGCAAAAUACCAACCCUUCCCCCCCAUUGCCUGCCAGCCCGAUGCUGAGGAAGGGAGGAGGAAACCUCCAAUUGUGCCUCUGCUGUUCCCGGGACCCCAACUUGCCCCUGUCUUCCAGACCCUCCCUCCAAACAUGCUCUCCAUGCAGGCUCUGUCAGGCAGGGCCCUGGAACUGCGCUGAAGGGCCAGGAUCAGGAGGGGAGUGAAAAGAUGCUGUUUGGAGGGUGAGGAGGGGGGAAGCAACACCCCCACGUCUCCCAAAUCUCUAGCCCUGGCUGUGACAUCGCAAAUGUUGCUCUUAUGUGGCAGCUCUGUUGCUGUUACCGAGUGGACAAUUCAUGGUAGGGAAAGUGUUCCCAGGGGAAACGUCGCUUGUAAGCAGCCGUUGCUCUUACAACCUACGGUGUUGCUGCAAACACGCAUCUGUUGGAUUUCUAUGUACAAAAGUUCAUGCACCACCUGUGCCUUUAAACUAUAAUUGCAACUACAAAUUUACUUUGCCACCCUUUUCAGCCAUAAUGCUGGAGUACCCAAAGUGGGUAUUAGCAAUAUUGCCAGUUUGGGUAACCAAGAAGUUAGGAGACUGGCUUCAGGAUGAUGACUGAAACAACGCUGCUCUACUUGCUCUCUAAUUUCCGCUUUAAGCCACCUUCCCUUUUUUGUAGCUAUUUCAGUUUCAGAUUUUAACCACAACUAAGUACACAACCAUACCAGCCUUUCCCCUGACUACUCAGAAGGGGAUUCAACUUCCAAGUGCUGGAGUGGGGGAACUGCCAUUAUAUCCCGCCCUUGCCUCCCUCCCAACCAUUUUCUGAGGUUGCUAAGUCUCAUUUUCUAAAAUUACUAAGGACCAGACUUUCAGAGGUAUUGAGGUAUUGCUGUGCUUAGAAUUGCAGUGCCGAAACCCAUUUAAGAGCCUAACAUUCAUUUUCAAAAGGGAUUUAAGCACGUAGGAGUCUAAAUCAUUUGAAAACUGUGUUCGUACUCAGGGAUGGUAUCAACUUUUCUUUUGUAUUAUGUUUGCGGCAUUUCCAUUGCAUUAAACCCUUUAAACAGAA
Molecule: messenger RNA, 5449 nt
Organism: Caretta caretta (loggerhead turtle)
Lineage: Eukaryota; Metazoa; Chordata; Testudines; Cheloniidae
Gene: UPP1
Product: uridine phosphorylase 1
Biological process (GO): nucleotide catabolic process; uridine catabolic process
Cellular component (GO): cytosol; cytoplasm
Molecular function (GO): uridine phosphorylase activity
Source: RefSeq, a predicted model, not a curated record